AUGGAGACACAGAACGCUACGAUCGAGGAGCUCAAGGCCACGGGUCCAGAGAAAGAAGGGGGGCGGCUUCGCAGACAGCUCACGGCCGCGAUCAUCGGAGACAAAGUUAAGCUGCCGACGUUCGACAACAGCAGGAAACCAUACUUCCACGAUUGGAGUUACAAGUUCAAGGCUUUCGUGGGUAACCACGGCAGGAAGUGCUUGGAGGGGAUGGCGCAGGUCGAGCUUAGCCAGAAUGAGCUGAACUACGCGAACUAUGAUGAUGAGGAGCGGAAACAGAUGGCACAGUCACUCUUCUACCUGCUCACGAUGUACUCAAAGGGCAUCCCGCUCGGCAUCAUAAGCUUCCAUUACGACCCGCAGAAAAUGGGUAGCAUUCUCUCGAGACUGAUGAAGGCGCUGGAGUUCGACUUCGGCGGCAAGGCAGAGCUCCUCGACAACAUCGCAAAGUUCGGGAUCCUGAUCGAGGAGUACGAGAAGCUCCCCAAGGAACAGAUCAGCGACAACAUCCGCACGGCCGUCCUGAUCGCACGCGCCCCCGAGGCGCUCAGGAACCACGCGCUGCUCGCCAUGCCGAAGGAGGAGAUCCAGUGGCCUCGCGCGAAUAAGGUCGCCGGCGAUUUCUUGCUCACGAAGCAGCCCAUGCCAGGAGGCCCGACGCCGAUAAACACAAGCGCCAUCAACUCCGAGACGCGGCGGGAAGGCGGCAAGGGCAAGGACGGCGAGAUCAAGAGCAAAGGUGAGGACGGUGGCAAGGGCAAGGACUAA
Messenger RNA from Prorocentrum cordatum, 768 nucleotides. Lineage: Eukaryota; Dinophyceae; Prorocentrales; Prorocentraceae. The record is from the annotation of a GenBank genome assembly.